This is a messenger RNA of Punica granatum (pomegranate), 4113 nucleotides long. Lineage: Eukaryota; Viridiplantae; Streptophyta; Magnoliopsida; Myrtales; Lythraceae. The record is from RefSeq and is a predicted model, not a curated record.
AAAGUUCUCCGGCAGGAAACAGCGCUUCAACAAUCGAUUCAAUAAAUAAAAGAUCGGAUUUUCCGUCUUCACUGGAGAGCUCGAAGCAUUCAGCGCCGGCGGCAGCCACUCUCUAAACCCAUACAAAAUCUCCGCUUCGAAUCUGAUCUGACAGAGACGGAGAAGCAACGCCGGAUCCAAUCCGGAAUGGCGAAGCAGCUCUGUUGAUGAGCAUCAGAUCCUCACCUCGUUCAGCUGCAUCUUCUUGAAAACAAUGGCGAUGAGCUCCGUGCACGCUCUGAUCUGGUUACUGGUCGUCGCAGCUCAUUCAUUUUGGCUCGCUUCAGCUGAUAUUCAUGGCUGCGGCGGCUUUGUCGAGGCGAGUCCAUCUCUUAUCAAGUCGAGGAAGCCGACUGAUGCGAAAUUGGAUUAUUCUCAUAUCACGGUUGAACUUCGGACUGUUGAUGGGCUGGUCAAGGACAAAACCCAAUGUGCUCCCAAUGGUUAUUACUUCAUUCCUGUGUAUGACAAGGGUUCUUUUGUGCUUGGAGUAAACGGUCCAGAAGGAUGGUCAUGGUCCCCUGACAAGGUACCUGUGGUUGUGGAUAAUGCUGGUUGCAAUGGCAAUGAAGAUAUCAAUUUUCAAUUCACUGGGUUCACCAUAUCAGGACGAGUUGUUGGAGCUGUUGGCGGAGAGAGUUGUGCCCUGAAAAAUGGAGGUCCUUCAAACGUAAAUGUUGAGCUUUUGUCUUCUAGUGGCGACCUUGUCUCUUCUGUCUCAACAUCAGCUGAAGGGAGCUACUUAUUCAAAAAUAUAGUUCCAGGGACCUAUACAUUACAUGCUUCACAUCCUGAUUUGAAGGUUGAAGUUCGAGGUUCGACAGAGCAGGUGCAAUUGGGAUUUGGGAAUGGAGUGGUAGAUGACAUCUUUUUUGUGCCUGGAUAUAAUAUCCACGGUUCAGUUGUGGCCCAGGGCAAUCCUAUAUUGGGAGUUCACAUUUAUCUCUACUCAGAUGAUGUUAUGGAGGUGAAUUGUCAUGAAAAGACCGAUUCUUCACCUGGGGGAGAGAAAGCUCUUUGUCACACAAUAUCUAAUGCUGAUGGAAUGUUCACAUUCAAAUCAAUACCUUGCGGAACUUAUACACUAAAGCCUUAUUACAAGGGUGAGAAUACCGUUUUUGACGUUUCACCUCCAGUUUUAUCAGUUUCAGUCAAGCAUCAACAUGUAACUGUCCCUCAGAAGUUUCAGGUGACUGGAUUUUCAGUUGGUGGUCGUGUUGUUGAUGGGAAUGAGAUGGGAGUAGAGAGUGUCAAGAUUAUAGUUGAUGGUCAGGAAAGGUCAAUCACCGAUAAGCAAGGGUAUUACAAGCUUGAUCAGGUGACAUCCAAUCGUUAUACUGUAGAAGCUGUGAAGGAGCACUACAAGUUCGACAUGUUGAAGGAUUUCUUGGUGUUGCCAAAUAUGGCCUCUGUACUGGACAUUAAAGCAAUUGCCUAUGAUGUUUGUGGCACUGUUCGCACAAUUACAGCUGGACAGAAAGCUAAGGUGGCUCUGACUCAUGGUCCUGAAAAUGUCAAACCUCAAAGGAAAUUGACAGAUGAAAGUGGAAAGUUCUGCUUUGAGGUUCCACUGGGUGAAUAUCGCUUAUCUGCUUUAUCCGCGACUUCAGAGAGUGCUCCAGGACUUCUGUUUUUACCAACCUACAUUGACUUUGCAGUUAAAAGUCCAUUACUAAAUAUUGAAUUUUCUCAGGCUUUGGUCAAUGUGCUUGGUCAUGUGGAAUGCAAGGAGAAAUGUGGCCCAUCUGUUUCAGUUACUCUAACAAGAUUGGCUAAUAAGCAUGGUGGAGAGAGGAAGACAGUGGAGUUGAGCAAUGAUAGCAGCGAAUUCAUCUUUUCAGAUGUCUUGCCCGGGAAAUACAGACUUGAGGUCAGGCGCAACCCUGAGAAGAUGAACUCUGGGCAAGAUAAUUGGUGUUGGCAACAGAGUUCAAUUGAUGUUGAUGUUGGUGCUAAGGAUCUCGAGGGUUUAGUAUUUGUUCAGAAAGGGUAUUGGGUUAAUGUCAUCUCCACUCAUGACGUGGAUGCUACUCUGACCCACUCUGAUGGUUCAUCACUUAAUUUGAAAAUCAAGAAAGGUCCCCAACGCAUAUGCAUAGAGUCUCCUGGAAUCCAUGAAUUACAAUUCGUUGAUUCAUGCAUUUUCUUUGGAAGUUCAUCUGUGAAGGUUGAUACAUCAAGUCCUUCGCCUGUCUAUUUAAGAGGAGAGAAGUAUCUUGUCAAAGGACAAAUUAUUAUAGACUCCAGUGUGGCUCAGUUACCCAAGGAUAUUGUUGUUGACAUGGUAAACAGUGAUGGCAAUGCUAUUGACACGGCUGCAGCAGGCCUUUUGUCCGCUGGAGAUGAAGACACAAGUGCUGCUACAUUUGAAUACUCCAUAUGGGCGAAUCUCGGAGAUAAAAUAACCUUCAUCCCUCGAGACUCCAGGGAUGAUGGGGAAAAGAAGAUUUUGUUUUAUCCUAGACAACAGCAGGUUUUAGUUAAACACGGUGGCUGCCAAUCUUCAGUUGCUCCAUUUACGGGUCGGCCUGGGUUGUACAUUGAAGGAUCAGUCUCGCCACCUAUUUCUGGUGUUGACAUUAAGGUUAUAGCUGCAGGAGACAGUGAGAAUGCUCCACUUAGGAAAGGUGAUUUGGCCCUUGACACUACUACGAGGGAAGAUGGUUCCUUUGUGGUAGGGCCUCUCUAUGAUGAUAUAACAUACAAAGUCAAGGCUUCUAAGUCUGGGUAUCAUCUCAAGCAAGUGGGACCUUAUUCUUUCUCUUGCCAGAAGCUUGGUCAAAUAUCUGUUCAUGUACAUUCGAAGGAUGAUGCUAGCGAACCCAUCCCAUCUGUGCUACUUUCAUUGAGUGGGGAUGAUGGCUAUAGGAACAACUCUGUUUCUAGUGCUGGUGGAACAUUCCUCUUUGAUAACUUAUUCCCCGGCAGUUUCUAUUUGCGUCCUCUGCUCAAGGAGUAUGCCUUCUCUCCUGCAGCACAGGCGAUAGAACUUGGUUCUGGAGAAUCCAGAGAAAUCGUGUUCCAGGCAACUCGUGUUGCAUACAGUGCUAUGGGUGUUGUCACACUUUUGUCGGGUCAGCCGAAAGAAGGUGUUUCGGUGGAAGCUCGUUCGGAGUCAAAAGGCUACUAUGAGGAGACACUUACAGACUCCACUGGAAGCUUCCGUCUGAGAGGACUUCUUCCGGACACAACAUAUGCGAUCCGAGUAGUGAGCAAAGAUGGCCUCAGAGGCAGUAAGAUUGAGCGAGCCUCCCCAGAAUCUGUUACUGUCAUGGUUGGUAACGAGGAAAUCAAAGGGCUGGACUUUGUGGUCUUUGAGCAGCCCGAAAGGACCAUCUUAAGUUCCCAUGUUGAAGGACAGAAGAUUAGGGAACUGCACUCGAGUCUUUUUGUCGAGAUUAAAUCGGCUACUGACCCAUCCAAGGUCAUAUCCAUCUUCCCGCUCCCUCUCUCAAAUUUCUUCCAGGUGAAGGAUUUGCUCAAGGGCAAGUACCUUCUUCAGCUCCGGUCUGAAUUCCCUUCUACCAUCCACAAGUUUGAGUCCGAGGUUAUCGAGGUCGACUUGGAGAAGAAUUCCCAAAUCCAUGUGGGCCCUCUCAGAUACAAGAUUGAAGAUGCUCACCACAAGCAGGAUUUAACAGUUGCACCGUUGUUUCCUCUUAUUGUCGGAGUCUCUGUGAUCGUCUUAUUCAUCAGCAUGCCAAGGUUGAAGGACAUCUACCAAGGCUCAAUCGGAAUGUCAGCUCCAGGAAUUGGUGCAGCUCCGAAGAAGGAGUUCAGGAAGCAAGUCGUUAGAAAGAAGACUUACUAGAUGUGCCCUUUCUGACUUCUCGGCGAGGUAGUGUAGGUGCUCUUAAGAGCAAAAUUUUCAAGAGGAGAUGAAUCGAUGAUCCCUAACUCGGACAGUGUUUGGUUAAUGUUAGGUACUCAGGCCUUGUAAGGACAUAAGACUCGACAGUUUCCGACUUUUAAGGGAUGAAAUUUUGUUUAGCUCGAGGUCUCCGAGGAUCUAUCAAUGGUACUUAGACGUACGUGUAACUCGGUUUUUUUAUGAGUAUUGACCAUUUUAUAUCC